Messenger RNA from Aegilops tauschii subsp. strangulata, 645 nucleotides. Lineage: Eukaryota; Viridiplantae; Streptophyta; Magnoliopsida; Poales; Poaceae. The record is from RefSeq and is a predicted model, not a curated record.
AUGGCUGCCCGCGAGGUGGCGCUGAAGGAUGCCGGAGCCGCCCAAGAUCGCUGCCAGUUGCUGGAGGCCGAACUGAAGACCAUGCGCAGUGAGCGUGCGGACAAAGCUCGGGGCCGCAGGGCGGAGGAGGAGAAGAUGAAGGCCCCGCAGGACGCCGUCAGGGGUCGCGACGCCGAGCUAGAGCAGUUGUCCCUCGAGGAGAGGUCUCGCACGGCGCUGCGGUCGCUCUACGAGAAGGGCUUGGAGGAGCUGCUGGCUACCGACGACGAGGGGCCCACCCAGCUGCUUCCUUAUCUGGUCGUGGCGCUUGAGGAAGUCGUGAGUGGUACCAGCCCCUUGGCAGAGGGAGAAGCCCGCAUUCUUUCCUCUGCCGCGUUGACGCGCGUCUUCAGCCACCUCCAUCUUCGCGAUCCUGCCGCCCACCUUGACGAGCUGUUCGAGCCUGUGGACGCCGAGCACUGCGCAGCUGCUGCCGAAGCCGUGAAGGGUCAGGUGCAGGCCCUGCUAAAGAGUUUCCGCGCAUUCGAUCUUGCGCCCUCAACUGGCGGUGCUGCUGGUCCUGCAACUUCGGCGGGUGGUGUAGGUGAGGGCAACGCCGCUAUGGAAGAAGCAUCCCUUGCGGGCAACGGCGGCGUCCGGGGAUGA